Messenger RNA from Puntigrus tetrazona (Sumatra barb), 4308 nucleotides. RefSeq lists its product as uncharacterized. Lineage: Eukaryota; Metazoa; Chordata; Actinopteri; Cypriniformes; Cyprinidae. The transcript is spliced from 24 exons. The coding region runs from base 904 to 4236 and encodes 1110 amino acids. The record is from RefSeq and is a predicted model, not a curated record.
GUACGUAUUCAUUGGAGUGGUUUCUGGAGCUGCAGUUGGCAUUGUGAUAUUUCUAAUUUGGAAAAGCAGGUGUAUGAAAAAAAGAAUGGAUUCAGUGGAGUCUCAGACGGACGAUCCCAGAGCUCAUCAUGACAGACGUAAAACCUGUGAUGCGACUGAACCUGUGUAUAACAAUAUAACAGCCAAGAGGGAUCAUCCUGGACCUCAUCAUGAGAGACAUAGCGCUUGUGGUGUGACUGAACUUGUGUAUGAGAAUAUAUAACGCUUAGUGGGAAGAGGCCGUAGAACUUGUGAGCUGAAAGAUUUCUGCAGAAAAAAUGCAUCCUGGCGUCUUAAAAGUCCUUUAAUGCAGCCUCCAGUUUGGAUGUUAGAUUCCUGCUCACCAAAGGCUUCUUUAAAAUUGCGAAAUGCCAGACAAAUAAAAAUUCACAGCAAAAGCAGUAGGUCAUUUUAUUAAAUAUGGAGAAGUUUUUUUAUUCGGCUACAAAACACAUUUGCAUAGAAAUGGGAAGUCAUUACAAUGACUGACAGAUUAUUUAGAGUAACAUGAUCUAAACACUUGCUCUUUGUCUAAUACUGAUGAAAGCCACCGCAAACAAGGUAUGAGACGUUUGACAUAUUUUAAAUAAAGAGCUUGUACAUUUCAGUUUAAACUAAAUGUAAUGUAAUGCAAAUGUGAGGAAUAAAGAAAUAUCCUUGUAGAUGAUUCUGGACUUUAUCUAUAGAACCAAUAAUAGUCAAUACAGUGUUAAAUAUUGUGUGAUCAUUGUUAUUUAUGUCUAUGGAUCUCUGAUACAUGAUAUGAUAUAAUAAAACUAUUUAACAGAGCAACACAUAAACAUCUGCUGGACAACAUAUUAAUUGCAUCGAAUAAUUGAGUUUAUUAAAAGCAAGCGCUUUGUAAUGGCUGUGAAGAUUGCAGUGCCGAUGAAGGUCAGAAUGAUUUCUCUUCCUCUCGUCUUUAUGCUCAUAAUUUCUGGACUGUGUGAAGAAAAGUGGGGUGUCACUUAUGAGACUGAAUCAAUAUGCGCUCUUAAAGGAUCCACAGUAAACAUGUCAUGCUCGUAUAAAUAUCCUCAGCAGUAUAAACUGAUCAAUACAUUCUGGAUAAAAAUGCCGGAUGUGGCUAUCAAAAGUUUAAAAGAAUAUCCAGAGUAUAAAGACAGGGUUGAAUACAUUGAAGACAGACAGAAACAAACUGCCGUCCUCAGACUGCACAACAUCACUGAAAACGACAAGAGAGCGUAUUGUUUCAGAUUAAUAACUGAAACUAAAGGACAAUAUUGGAUUGGUCCACCAGGAAUUCAGCUAAAUGUUUCUGCUCUUCAGGUGAAGGCACCACAGCUGGUGCUGGAGAAAGAAGCGUUCAAUCUGACCUGUGAAACCACAUGCAGUCUGACAGACGCAUUCAUCUGGUACAAAAAUGGACAGACUUUAACUAUCCAGAGCCAAACACUCCAGCUUGAGUCAGAGCGCAGUGAUUCUGGACGUUACAGCUGUGCCGUGAGAGAACAUCAACACCUGCCCUCUCCUGCUCUCAACAUCUCUGUCAUGUAUCCUCCUCAGAACGUCUCAGUGUCCGUCAGUCCUUCUGCUGAAGUAGUGGAGGGAGAUUCAGUGACUCUGAUCUGCAGCAGUGACUCAAACCCUCCUGCUCUGAACUUCAGCUGGUUUAAGGAGAAUCAAAGCUCAGCUGUUGGAUCUGAACAGAGUUUGAUCAUCUCCAGCUUUAACUCCAGACUCAGUGGACUCUACUAUUGUGAGGCUCAGAAUCAACUCGGCUCUCGGAGAUCAGCGUCUGUUUCUGUCUCUGUUAAAGGUGACUGGAAUAUCUUGUAUAUCAUUGCUGUUUGUGUCACUGCUGUAGUUUUAGCUGGAUUCGGGCUCUUGUUUCUCAUCAUCAUCAUUGUGCACCAAAGGAAAGGAAAUAACGACUAUGAGGACACUGAACAAAAGACGUCUGCAGGAAAGGCCUCUGAAUCCAGAGAAGCUGAAAAUACUUCUGUUCAAGACACAAAGAAACCUGACGAGGACGAGAUUGAGUACGCCAGCAUUAUAAUUCACCAUCCAGUUAAUGAAGCCAAAUCUCCUGUGAGCCAAGAGACAGAUAUAUCUGUGAUUUACAGCAGCGACGCCGCGAGGAACGCGGUCCAAUACCUACUUCAGAUCAACAAAGCACAUCUGGAACCAGAGGGUAUGGAGCGGCUCCAGUUUUCAACGACCAUGAAGAAAGCUGCAUUGUUCCUACUGAAUCUGAGAGGAACCACCUCCCUGGUUUGCCAGUCCAGAGGUAUUGUCCCCCGCAUCCACGCAAUGCUGCAGAGGCGUGUCAGCCAAGACAGCCCCACAACAUCUAGAGACCUGGGGUACUCAGGGCGAAUCUCGUCCACCUCCAGUGCUUUACCACUGAGGUCUUUGAAGGUUCUUGUGGUGAUCAGAAUGAUCCUUUCUUUUCAUCUAAUCUUUCUGCUGAUGGCUGCUGGAGUUAUUGCCUGGAAUGUGACUUAUGAGACUGAAUCAAUAUGCGCUCUUAAAGGAUCCACAGUAAACAUGUCUUGCUCGUAUACAUAUCCUCAGCAGUAUAAUUUUACAUUUUGGAUAAUGUGUGAAAAAAAGGACAUAGAGAUCAAAAGUUUAAAAGAAUACCCAGACUAUAAAGACAGGGUUGAAUACAUUGAAGAAACACAAAACAAAACUAUCCUCAGACUGCACAACAUCACUGAAAAUGAUCAGAGAGCAUAUUGUUUCAGUUUAAUAACUGAAACUGAAGGACAAAGAUGGAUCGGUCAACCAGGAAUUCAGCUAAAUGUUUCUGCUCUUCAGGUGAAGGCACCACAGCUGGUGCUGGAGAAAGAAGCGUUCAAUCUGACCUGUGAAACCACAUGCAGUCUGACAGACGCAUUCAUCUGGUACAAAAAUGGACAGACUUUAACUAUCCAGAGCCAAACACUCCAGUUUGAGUCAGAGCGCAGUGAUUCUGGACGUUACAGCUGUGCCGUGAGAGAACAUCAACACCUGCCCUCUCCUGCUCUCAACAUCUCUGUCAUGUAUCCUCCUCAGAACGUCUCAGUGUCCGUCAGUCCUUCUGCUGAAGUAGUGGAGGGAGAUUCAGUGACUCUGAUCUGCAGCAGUGACUCAAACCCUCCUGCUCUGAACUUCAGCUGGUUUAAGGAGAAUCAAAGCUCAGCUGUUGGAUCUGAACAGAGUUUGAUCAUCUCAAACAUCAGCUCUGAACACAGUGGAGAGUACAAGUGCAGAUCCACAAAUAUUCACGGAGAGAAAGACUCUGAUGCUGUGAACGUGAAUGUAAUGUAUCCUCCUCGAAACGUCUCAGUGUCCGUCAGUCCUUCUGCUGAAGUAGUGGAGGGAGAUUCAGUGACUCUGAUCUGCAGCAGUGACUCAAACCCUCCUGCUCUGAGCUUCAGCUGGUUUAAAGGAGGAAAGUCUGUAGGAUCUGGAAGAAUCUUUAACAUCUCAAACAUCAGCUCUGAACACAGUGGAGAGUACAAGUGCAGAUCCAAAAAUAAUCACGGAGAGAAAGACUCUGAUGCUGUGAACGUGAAUGUGACGUAUCCUCCUCGGAGCGUCCGGGUGUCCGUCAGUCCUUCUGCUGAAGUAGUGGAGGGAGAUUCAGUGACUCUGAUCUGCAGCAGUGACUCAAACCCUCCUGCUCUGAACUUCAGCUGGUUUAAGGAGAAUCAAAGCUCAGCUGUUGGAUCUGAACAGAGUUUGAUCAUCUCCAGCUUUAACUCCAGACUCAGUGGACUCUACUAUUGUGAGGCUCAGAAUCAACUCGGCUUUCAGAGAUCAGCGUCUGUUUCUGUCUCUGUUAAAGGUGCUUGGACUUUUUUGUAUAUCAUUGGUUUGUAUGCCACUAUUACACUUGCAGCUGCAUUUGGGCUCCUGUUUCUCAUCAUCAUCAUCAUCAUCAUCAUCAUCAUUGUGCACAAAAUGUCAGCAAGGAAGAAGAUAAAAAAUGAUGACUAUCUGGAAAAUGACAUUUAUUUAAAUGACACUGAGUCAAAAAAGGCAUCUUCUGAAUCUGAAGAUGAUGACAACAUAAACUAUGCUUCUGUCCUGUACCACAAACAAAAUGAAGACACGGAGCAACCUGAGGAGGAUGAGAUCCAGUAUGAUAACAUUACAAUAAACCGACCUGCUACUGAAGCCAAAUCUACGGAGGAUCAAGAGAAAGAUUUGUCUGUGAUUUACAGCAGCAUUAAAAAAUCUGCUUAACUGUGGGACUGAGUCUCGAAAAAAUGAUCUAAAUCAGACCUUAAUAAGAGAUAAGAUUCUUGCUUUAGCAUU